Molecule: messenger RNA, 1161 nt
Organism: Torulaspora delbrueckii
Lineage: Eukaryota; Fungi; Ascomycota; Saccharomycetes; Saccharomycetales; Saccharomycetaceae
Gene: OXA1
Product: membrane insertase OXA1
Exons: 2
Coding region: 1-1161 (386 amino acids)
Biological process (GO): protein insertion into mitochondrial inner membrane from matrix; mitochondrial respiratory chain complex IV assembly
Cellular component (GO): mitochondrial inner membrane
Molecular function (GO): membrane insertase activity
Source: RefSeq, a predicted model, not a curated record
AUGUUGAAAACGUCCAUUUUGAGAUCAACGGCAAGAAUUUCCUGGAAAAGAGCUCAGGGACCAGUCCUGGGAAUAUCGGGAUUGAGCGCCUCGAGGUUUAUUGCAGCUCGUUACAAUUCAUCGAAUGCUGGUAAACCUUCAAUCGAUGAGAUUCAGACUCAAUUGCCCUCUAUGGAUGAUCUGAAUUCUGCUGUGACUGGCAUUGCCGAGCAGGCACCUCAGGUCAUUGGUGAAGCAUCGAAUCAUAUUGGGUAUUUGCAAAGUAUUGGCCUGGCCCAAAGCUGGUGGUGGCCUCCAGAUCUAAUCCAACAUUUACUAGAAGCAGUACACGUUUACGCAGGAUUACCAUGGUGGGGCACUAUAUGUGCCGUUACAGUAGGAGUUCGUCUGUUGAUGUUCCCACUUUAUGUCAAAUCUUCUGAUACCAUUGCUCGUAACUCACGUAUAAAGCCUGAAUUGGACGCUAUCAAUUCUCAGUUAAUGUCAAGUUCAGAGCUAUCAGAAGGACAGAAAUAUGCUUUGAAGAGAAAGAAGUUGCUGAAUGAUAACGGUAUCAAAAACAGAUGGCUUGCUGCACCUAUGCUACAAGUUCCGGUCGCACUGGGUUUCUUCAGUGGUAUCAGAGCUAUGGCUAAUCAUCCCGUAGAUGGGUUUGUCAAUCAAGGUAUUGCUUGGUUCACCGACUUGUCACAGGCCGAUCCAUACCUUGGUUUACAAUUCAUCACUGCAGCUGUGUUAAUUUCGUUCACAAGAUUAGGUGGUGAGACGGGUGCACAACAGUUUUCUCCCGCAAUGAAGAGAUUUUUCACCAUAUUGCCAUUAGUAUCGAUCCCAGCGACAAUGAGUCUAUCGGCAGGUGUGGUUUUAUACUUCGCCAUCAACGGUACAUUUUCGGUUCUUCAAACUUUGACGCUAAGAAAUAAGUGGGUCAGGAGGAAGCUAAACAUUGCUGAUGUCGUACAUCACCCACAGGCAACAAAUGGUCCGCCAAAGGGUAUGCUAGAGACCUUUAGGGAAAAUAUGGCAAAGGCCAGGGAGCAAGCUGCAAGACGGCAGGCCAUGCAAGACAAGGAAGAAGCUCUGCAGGCUCAGUCAAAAGAGCUCAAGAAGAAUUCCAAAAUCAAGAUCCUUCAUAAAUCUGAUUUGACUAGGAAAGAAUAG